AUGCGCUUCUCGACCGUCGCUCUGGCGCCUUUAUUGGCAGUCAGCACCGCCAGCUCUCUGCCAGCACUUACCAUUGAUACCGAUAUUCUCGCAGCAAAGGGAUUUCUCAACCUCGCAACCUACCAAAUUACUCAGCUUUUUGCUGGUGUUAAGCAAACCUGCACUUUGGCAAACACCGCUGUGAGAAGAGAAUGGGGAACUCUGUCUAAGGCUGAGCGCAAAUCAUACACAGAUGCCGUUCUGUGUCUGAUGUCCAAGCCAGCUCGCACUGACUCAAAGGUCGUCCCUGGAGCAAAGUCUCGUUACGAUGACUUCCUCUACACCCACAUCAAUCAAACUCUAUCAAUCCACGGCACUGCCAAUUUCCUGUCGUGGCACAGAUAUUUCACCUGGACAUAUGAGCAAGCUCUUCGCAAUGAGUGCGGUUACCAAGGUUACCAACCUUACUGGAACUGGGGCAAAUGGGCUAACGACCCUGCCAACUCACCAAUCUUCGAUGGAAGUGACUACAGUAUGAGCGGCAACGGUGUUUUCCAAGCCCACGAUUGCACCCAAGCGCUCCCAACUCAACUCAACUGCGUUCCACCAGGAGCCGGUGGCGGUUGCAUCAACUCCGGUCCUUUCAAGAAUUCUAAAGUCAACCUUGGCCCUGUCUCGCCAACCCUAUCGGGUGUCGGUCUCGUCCCAAACAACGGAACCGUUUACAACCCUCGCUGUAUCAGACGUGACGUCUCUUCAUGGGUAUCCACUCGUUACGCAUCGGAGAAGAACACUACCGACCUUAUCACCGGAUACACUACUAUCGACGAUUUCCAAACCACCAUGCAAGGUGACUUUGCCAAUGGAGAGUACGGUGUUCACACCGCAGGACACUUCAUCGCCGCAGGUGACCCAGGAGGAGACAUUUUCACAUCUCCAGGAGACCCAGUCUUCUGGCUUCACCACGGCCAAAUCGAUCGUGUUUGGUGGAUCUGGCAAAACCAGGACAUCAAGAACCGACAGAACGCAAUCGGUGGUACCAUCACUCUGAACAACUCUCCUCCAAGCAGAGAUGGUACGCUCGAUGAUAUUAUCAGUCUUGGUGUCAACGCACCAGAUAUCAAGAUCAGAGAUCUUAUGAGUACCACUGCUGGCCCAUUCUGCUACGUCUACAUUUGA
This is a messenger RNA of Glarea lozoyensis ATCC 20868, 1158 nucleotides long. Its product is annotated as Di-copper centre-containing. The record is from RefSeq and is a predicted model, not a curated record. The transcript is spliced from 4 exons. NCBI's taxonomy places the organism in Eukaryota, Fungi, Ascomycota, Leotiomycetes, Helotiales, Helotiaceae. Gene Ontology annotation, molecular function: oxidoreductase activity. The coding region runs from base 1 to 1158 and encodes 385 amino acids.